This is a messenger RNA of Yamadazyma jaroonii, 1101 nucleotides long. The record is from the annotation of a GenBank genome assembly. Lineage: Eukaryota; Fungi; Ascomycota; Pichiomycetes; Serinales; Debaryomycetaceae.
AUGGAUGAUGAUUUCGUUCAAGAUAUUCCGGGGAACGAUAAAAAGAGAAGGAAGGAAGUCAUAAAUGAGUAUUCCAGUGAAAGUGAAAGUGAAGAAGAAAAGGAAGUGAAAGUGGAAGUGGAAGAAGAAGAGAAAGAUGAUGAUUCUGAUAUGUUUGCAAGUGAUGAAGAGCCUGACAAACCUGCACCUACAGAAGACAAGAAGAAAAAGAAGAACAAUAGACUUGACAUGAAUGAGUUCGAGAAGGAGAUGGAUAUUGAAAGCAAGUAUGUUGAUCAAGAGGUCGAAGUGUAUGAUAAUUACGACGAAGUUCAAGAUUACUAUAAUAAUGUAGAAGACUUUGAUGGUCAACAGAGGACUAAGUUCGAACCCAAGAUCGAUUCCUUCGACUUAAGGAAAGAAGAGGACGAGGGAUUCUUCGAUGAAGAUGGAAAUUUCGUUCGAAACAAGGAGGAAGAACGUGAUGAAGCUUGGUUGAAUGAUGUUAGUAGAGAACAAAUACAGAAGGCUAAAGCUGCAGAAUUGGAACGACAGAGGAAGAUCCAAACGCUAGAAAAUAAGCCAACAGAAACAAUGACAGAGUUGUUAUUCAAGUUAAUAUCGAUCCUCGAUCCAGAUGAAACACCUAUGGAAGCUUUAACGAGGUUUGCACCCAAACGGAAAGGUAAGAAAAAGGUAGUGGAUCUUCAAGAUAAAGAUCGGAAAAUCAAAGUGAUCAUGAUAACAGAUGUUUGUGAUAAGCUCAUGAAUCAAAAAGGGAUUCUGGAUGUAUAUGAACUUGUUAGGGAAGAAUUGAUGAGAUUUUAUAGAACUGAAACUGGAGAAGACUUCAAAGCCAUACGUGGAACUAAAAGACAAUUAGAAGAUGCUGAAAUAGAAGAAUCAGAAAUACCGGAAUCAGAAAUACCAGAAUCAGAAAUACCAGAAUCAGAACAACCAGAAUCAGAAGAGAAAAUCUACGAGUUCAAAUGGGAAGGUCAAGAUGAAAUUAACGGACCUUACUCCGAAUACGAAAUAAGGUAUUGGAAAGAUAACUAUUUUGAAGAUAAUGCAUAUGUAAGAAAAAUUAACGAAGAAUUUAUUCACAUCAGUGAAUUCUAA